Molecule: messenger RNA, 1123 nt
Organism: Grammomys surdaster
Lineage: Eukaryota; Metazoa; Chordata; Mammalia; Rodentia; Muridae
Product: CMRF35-like molecule 5
Exons: 5
Coding region: 320-1123 (267 amino acids)
Cellular component (GO): cell surface
Molecular function (GO): signaling receptor activity
Source: RefSeq, a predicted model, not a curated record
AGAAAUGAGCAUUCUCUUACUUCACUUUCUUCUUGGGCUUCCUCAGACCUCCUCAGCCCUGGCCUUAUGAGGCAGGGGAUCACAGAGUCUCUGAGAGCCUUUAUCUAGUUCAGUGCAGGGGCCUAGAUUCAAAACCUGUAGCUGGAGGAUCCACAGGACCACACAGGCCUUGUCCAGCUUCCCUCUUGUCCACAGAGGUCUCUGGCCUCCUCAGUAGUUCAUGCAGGACUGGCUGUGGUGACUCCUGAAUCCUCCCCAGGACAGCUCUCCUCUCUUCAGAGCAUCCCUCCCCAUCCCAGCUCAGGAGGAGGACUGACUGAUGGCUGGCAAGGCUGCAUACCUGUUCUCCGCAAUCCUGCUGCUGCUCCUGGCCUCAGGCUCCUGGGCACAGGACCCACAGGUACUUCGAGCACUGGAGGGCCAGACUGUUUCUGUGAAAUGCCGGUAUAAUCUCAGCUACAGCUUCAAUGAGAAGAUCUGGUGUAAGCAAAUAUCAGAAGAUACUUGUCAACCCUUAGUGCCGAGCGUCAGCACAGGUGCCGAGAAGCUAAGAUUCUCCAUCCAGGACUCUUGGUUGAAAUUCUUCACUGUCGUCAUGACUGAGCUCAAGAUGAGCGACUCAGGCGUCUAUUACUGUGGGAUCGCUGAAAAUCGCAGAAAGAUCGCUUUUCUUGGAAGUAUCCAUCUGGUGGUGUCAAAAGGUUCUCAAUACCCACCCAAUGACACAACUACGACCCGAUCUGUACCCAAGUCCCCUGCUGUUGUCUCCUCUCCUGAUCCUGGAGUCACCGACAUAAAUGGGACAGUUCCUGGCAGACCCAGAGCUUUGUGCCCCAGAAUGGAGGAACCAGUGCAGUCCCUGUGGCUCUGUGGCUGCUGUCACCACCUCUACAGAAGUGGAACGACCUUCCCUGACCUCAUUUUCAAGUCAGUGCGAGCACACCGGGAGCCCGCACCGCACAUUCCGGAGAAGGAAGAAGCGCGAGCCACACUCACAAGCCCACACUCUGAGCCGUGGCGCACACCGGAGACUCGGACCGCUGGACCCUGCCCAGGCCUGGAGUUCACUCCAGCUCUAACGUCAUUAUGGACCCUGCAAGGGCUGUGGCCGCUCAAAGAAUAG